Molecule: messenger RNA, 728 nt
Organism: Xenopus laevis (African clawed frog)
Lineage: Eukaryota; Metazoa; Chordata; Amphibia; Anura; Pipidae
Gene: nat8.6.L
Product: N-acetyltransferase 8 gene 6 L homeolog
Exons: 2
Coding region: 1-708 (235 amino acids)
Source: RefSeq, a predicted model, not a curated record
AUGUGCAUGCGCAUAUAUGUGCAGCUGCAAGGAGCCGGGGAGGAUGACGCGGAUGUGGAGGCCAUAAGAAAAUACAAAAACAGUGACUAUGAAACUGUCCAAUUCUUGUUUGCCGAAGGAACAAAAGAGCAUCUCCCAGCAGCCUGUUUGUACACACUGGAGACGCCUCGAUUUUAUUUCAUCAUCGUUGUGGCAUGUGCCAGCGUCUUCAUGGGCACCAGUUCCUACGUUCUGUCCCUCACUAGCCUUGUAGCCCUGUUGGCUGUUGGUUGGUACGGCCUGUACGGUGAAUUCCAUGGCUAUGCCAGUCAGUGCCAGCGUGAGGAUAUGCUUGAUAUUAACAAGUCCUACAUGAAGAGUGACAAGAGCUGUUUCUGGGUGGCAGAGAUUGACAGGAAGGUUGUGGGCAUAGUGGGAGCCCAGCCAUCUACAGACUCACAUGAUGAGCUGGUUCUGCAACAUCUCUCAGUUGCCAGGGACUAUUGGCAGCAGCAGCUCGGCACAAAACUCUGCCAGAUGGUCAUUGAUUUUGCCAGGCAGUGUGGCUUCAGAGCUGUGUGUCUGGAGACAGCAAACAUACAACACCCUGCAAUAAAGUUGUAUGAAAGCGUUGGCUUUAAGAAAUCCCUCGCUGUGAUCCCCCCAUUCCUUCUUAGCCAAUAUACAUCUUUCACACUUAUUUAUUACAGAUAUGACAUCAAAUCAUAGGAAAUCCAGUGGUUUUAAAC